Desarmillaria tabescens is the source of this 837-nucleotide messenger RNA. RefSeq lists its product as uncharacterized. The record is from RefSeq and is a predicted model, not a curated record. The transcript is spliced from 7 exons. Lineage: Eukaryota; Fungi; Basidiomycota; Agaricomycetes; Agaricales; Physalacriaceae. The coding region runs from base 1 to 837 and encodes 278 amino acids.
AUGCACAAACACAAGAGAAUGGAUGAGCACUACAACAGGAAAGAUGCAGGUAAAGCACUGCAGCAAUACAUCAUAGAUAGCAUGAAGACUAUGACCCACCAUCUUGCGAUCAAACCCCAGAACAAAUGGCUCAACAAGACAACUGUCAUAAGCAUGGACAGGGAGAGGACUUGGCACAUGGUCCAGACUGAUAGUGACAACCAACUGGAAGAAGUGGUCUUCAAACUGCAAGGUAUACUGGUGAAGAAGGAUCUAUCACCUGUAACAGAGGUACCAAUAAAAGAGAAUUAUGCCUUUCUACAGCAAUACGUACAAAUUAUCAGGUUGGGAGGAGAUGCUUUCAAGGAUACUGCUGACUCAAUAAUGGAGGCACAGCUAAUUGACCUUGCACUGGACAUAAGCAAUAGGUAUUUUGAGACAAUGAAGACUCACCCCCAAGAACAGGCUGAGUUUGAGCCAGGCAUGGACCCCAAGGGAAUACUCGCAGCAGCUGGUAUCAAGAGGAAUCUCAUCCAUAUGGAGGACAAGAAGGUUUGGUUCUACAUGAGCAAGGUUGACGAGAAUGGGGAGAGAAAAUUCAUAAUGACUGAGCCACAGAUAUUUAGGAUAGGAGACAUAGUUGAAGUGCAACUUUCUAUCAUCGCUGUAUUGAUGAAGAAGUUGCAAAGAAAACUCAAGCUGAAACUGAGGAUGGUGGCAAUGAUCAAUGAGAGUUUCACCAAGGAGAGAGCCAGAGUGAUGCAUAAGAAUGCGAUUAUGGACAAGGCAGAGAUGAAGGUGAGAGGUAAUGCAGCUGACAAACAGAGGACCAGCCUCAAGUGCAAGGUGGGAUAUUAG